GGGCGGAAGGGGAGGGGGGCGCCCCCUGGCGAGGAGGAGCCUUUAUGGAAAAGGGGCGGGGCUGGGGCGGGGCUAAUGAGGUUUCGGGCUCCGCCCAUCACCCGUGGCCACGCCCUCUCAUGCGCAUGGGACAGCGGGGGGUGACACCCCCCCGGGGGUCCCCAAUCCCUUCGGGAUCCUCCGUCCCCAGGGAUCCUCCAUCCUCCGGGAUCCUCCAUCUCCGGGGGUCCCAAAUCCCCCCGGGAUCCUCAAUCCCCCGGGAUUCCACAUCUCUCAGGGGUCCCCCAUCUCCGGGGAGUCCCCCAUCUCCCAGGAACCCCCCAUUCCCCGGGGAUUCUCCAUCCUCCGGGAUCCCACAUCCCCUCGGCAUCCCCCAUCUUCCUAUUCCCAAGGGAUCCCCCCUCUCCAGUGACCUCCUAUCUCCAGGCUUCCCUAACCACCCAGGACCCUCGGGAAUCCCUUAUUCCCCAGGAUCCCCCAUCUCCCGGGAUCCUCCAUCCCCCCGGGGUCCCCCUCUCUGAGGAUCCCCCACCUCCAGAGAUGCCCCCCCCCCCAAGCAGGGAUCCCUCAUGCCGCGCUGAUCCCCCCGCUCCGGGGUUCCCACUGCACCCUGGGCACCCCCGGGAUGGGACCGGCGUGGCCUCCGUGCCCCCCGCCCCGCCGGGACAGCCCCGGGCUGAGCCCCCCCAGCAGCAGCACCACCCGCCCGGCUCCACCUUAACCGGGCACCCGCGCCCGGGCGGCUCUGCGGGAACACAGGGGCGUUUAUCUCGCCCGGGAUCAGCCAAUAUUUGUGGCCACGUCAGGAGGAACGAGCCCAUCCUCGCUCCCCGCUCCAGCCCCGCCGCCCCGCUCCGCAACCCGGCCCCGCCGCUGUCCCGUCCCGGUUCUCGGACACGACCGCUGGGACCCCCGGAGAUGACGGUCCCGGUGGCCCUGCUGCUCCUGAGCCUCCUGCGGACGGCGGCUGCCAGGGGCGAGCGGUGCCCGGCCUGCGGGGUGGCCGCGCUGGCCCCCGGCGCUCAGCGGGACGCGCUCCUGGCGUUGGCCAAGCAGAGCAUCCUGGCCAAGCUCCGCUUGCCGGCCCGGCCCAGCGCCCCCCAACCCCCGGGCCGGGGGGCUCUGCUGGCCGCGCUCCGCAGGCUGCGGGAGCAGCGCUCGGACACGGCCGCGCUCCCGGGGAUGCUCCGGGACGGCCCCGGGACGGGGCUGCAGGAAUACGAGGUCCUGAGCUUUGCCGAGUCAGGAUCCUCCACCUCCCGCAGCCUCCGCCUGCAUUUCCGCUUCUCCCGAGAGCUGGCCAGGAGCACAGAGAUCCUGCAGGCCACCCUCUACCUGUUCUGGGCAGCCCCCAGCCCCGGGGCACAGCCUGUCACCGUCAGGCUCCUGUGGCCGGACCCGGCGGGGACAAACAUGACAGUGGCCAGCGAGACGUGGCUGGAGGUGCAGAGACCCGGCUGGACCACGCUGGACGUGGGACUGGCCGUGCAGAGCGUCUCUGGACAGGACACCCCGCGGCUCACGGUGGAGCUGGAGGUGCCGGAGGACCGGGGGUCCCCCCUCCUGGCUGACCACAGCGAUUCCCACCGGCCCUUCGUGGUGGCCCAAGCCCGGGCCAGGGCGUCCCACCGCGUCCACCGGCGCGGCGUCGACUGCGGGGCGGGCUCGAGGAUGUGCUGCCGCCAGGAGUUCUUCGUGGACUUCAAGGAGAUCGGCUGGGAGGACUGGAUCAUCCAGCCCGAGGGGUACCACAUGAACUACUGCGCGGGGCUGUGCCCGCUGCACAUGGCCGGGAUCCCCGGCCUCGCCGCCUCCUUCCACACCGCCGUCCUCAACCGCAUCAAAGCCGCCAGCGCGGCCGCGGCCGUGGAUUCCUGCUGCGUCCCCACCCAGCGCCGGCCCCUCUCCCUGCUCUACUACGACCGCGACAGCAACAUCGUCAAGACCGACAUCCCCGACAUGAUCGUGGACUCCUGCGGCUGCACCUGAGCGGGCGGCAGGGCGGGACACCGCGGGCAGGGCUCCCUCCUCCCGGCUCCCGGGGCCGGGGCUCCUUCCUCCCGGCUUCCCGGGAAAGGGCUCCCUCCUCCCGGCUCCCCAGCCAGGGCUCCCUCCUCCCGGCUCCAGGGCAGGGCUCCCUCCUCCCGGCUCCCCAGCCAGGGCUCCCUCCUCCCGGCUCCCCAGCCAGGGCUCCCUCCUCCCGGCUCCCUCCUCCCGGCUCCCUCCUCCCGGCUCCCCAGCCAGGGCUCCUUCCUCCCUGCUCCCAGGGCAAGGCUCCCUCCUCCCACCUCCUGGCUUUGAGACGGGAGCCCUGCCGAGGGGUCUGUUCCUCCUCAGGGUGAUGCUGAAUGUGCAAGUUCUCUGCUCACUCGCCUCCCACCCGGCUCUUUCCCCCCCUUUGGAUCUGCCCCUGGAUUUCUCUCCCAGCACCUCAGAACGGUUCCUGGUGGACUCCAGACCCUCCUCCUGCCGGACGCUGCAGCUCAGGGUGGUCCCACUGACGUCCCAUCCUGAGGUCAAGGGUGCAGCUACACCAGGAGCCACCAGUGGCCACCCCGGGCUGCUGGGGCUGGCGACGACCGAGGGGAGGGGAGGGGAGGGAAGGGGAUGGGUCACCCCUGUGGCCUCACUCAGCUGGAUGUGAGGCUGAGGAGGACAAGGAAGGGGAAAUCGAUCCCAGUGGGAGGAAUCUGUCUCCCUCUCUGAGCAUCCCUGGUGUUCAAUAAAGACUCCCAGCUGUGGUGUG
Messenger RNA from Chiroxiphia lanceolata (lance-tailed manakin), 2746 nucleotides. RefSeq names its product inhibin beta C chain-like. The record is from RefSeq and is a predicted model, not a curated record. The transcript has 2 exons. NCBI's taxonomy places the organism in Eukaryota, Metazoa, Chordata, Aves, Passeriformes, Pipridae. Gene Ontology annotation, cellular component: extracellular region. Gene Ontology annotation, molecular function: cytokine activity; growth factor activity; hormone activity. The coding region runs from base 541 to 1989 and encodes 482 amino acids. Gene Ontology annotation, biological process: BMP signaling pathway; SMAD protein signal transduction.